UAACCUUGACCCUUGACCCCAAAGGUGCAUGGUGAGCCAUGGCACUAAAACUUUUAGCGAGGUUACAACAGAAGCGGCCGUUACGAGCUUCUAUUAGUACUAAUUUACGCCACAACGCAAGUGUCACUCACAGAGAGCAAAGGUCGACUGCAAACCGGCUACACGGGGUAUUUAUUUGUAAGGGUCAAAAGAGGACACCGAACCAGUACAGUAAGUUCCGCCCCCCUCCCCUCCAAGUUCGGAACAUGGCAGAUCUCAGUCAGAAUCUGUCCGUUCGUCUUGCUUCACACGAAGAUUAUGACGCUGUGAUACGGAUGUCUAAGGACAUCUAUGGCGACACAGACUACCUGCCUGCAUUUUACCACUCAUUCAUCGAUGCUCCUAACACCAGGGUAUUCAUUGCCGUCUUGGGAAAACAAGUGGUAGGACUACUGGUGGCAAUAAUAACAGAGGGAGGCAAGGCCUUUAUCAGCACCUCUGCGAGAAUCGCUGCCGCGUGGAGAAAGACGGGCGUCCUCUGGAAGCUGGAGAAGUAUCAGGACGCCUGGAUCCGACAGAACUACCCGGCAGCCAGGUACAAACGUGCCACGGUGUCAAGUCUCAACAAGAUGGCGGACGCACAGGGUCAUGGCUUGCGAGAAGUUUUCAACAUGCCUUACGUAGAAUACAAGGCAGGGCCCCAUCUCUGGUGGCGACAGGACCCUACUCAGCUGGCUCAACUGGACACAACCGGUUUACCUGACGUCACACCUCUACAAGACCCUGAUGACGACUUCUGCACGGCCGUACAGAAAACACUUCCAUCGCAAGCAUGUGGUGGCUACGACGGCAAACCCAUCAUACUUGCUGACUGGGAUCCGUUCACCCUUUGUCCUGCCAACCUAAAGUUUCUACAAGCAGAAAACACAAUUUACGUGUUAAACUGCAAGGGAGAAGCAAGUCUAAGUCUCUCUAGUACCUACUCAACCGCUGUAGUGAGAAUGAUGUCUAUUCAAGUCUACGCCAUGGAUUUUCGUACACUACAAAAGCACCUUCUGAAACACCUACAGGAUAUAAGCCGAAGCUACAAAAAGGACGAUAUCCAUGUUAGUGUUUUCGCAGGUCUUGAAGAGCUGGAGGAUUUAAUGCACACUUUUUGUAGAGACACGUUGCAGAUGGAAAACCUUAUGGAUGCAAAGUCAAAGUGUCGAAUUAUCAUGUAUGAAAAAGACAUGUUAGCCAGCCACUUGUAAUAUAAGACAUCUCGCAACAGGAUACGUAUCAUAGUCGGACAGAGACUCAAUUAAAAAGAAUGCAACCUACUGAAUGCCAUUUUAUUUGUACCGCGCCAUAUCUUUAAAAUAUUGAACAUUUCGUUGACCAUCUGACACCGACUUUCCAAUGAUGCCAGGCUAUACAUUGGACUGCAUUUAGGUGCCACUGCUGCAGUGUUCACAUGUUCCCAACACAAUCCUUUUUUUAAACAUCUCAUAACUAAUCCAUGGUUUCGUACAGGUAGCCAUAUUGGUACGUCAAACGGCCGGUGAAGUAGUCUGUAGCGCAUCUCGUCAAAUAAAGUGCAGGGCUGAGUGAGAAGUUUUAGACACAUUUUGUACUAGACGAGGUCGAAUUGUGAUGAUCAAUUGUAUUUACUUAAUAUCUUCGGAAUAGGAAUAAAAUGUUUUUUGUUU
Branchiostoma floridae (Florida lancelet) is the source of this 1670-nucleotide messenger RNA. Its product is annotated as histidine N-acetyltransferase-like. Gene Ontology annotation, molecular function: acyltransferase activity, transferring groups other than amino-acyl groups. Lineage: Eukaryota; Metazoa; Chordata; Leptocardii; Amphioxiformes; Branchiostomatidae. The record is from RefSeq and is a predicted model, not a curated record. The coding region runs from base 39 to 1232 and encodes 397 amino acids. The transcript is spliced from 3 exons.